Molecule: messenger RNA, 1298 nt
Organism: Rhagoletis pomonella (apple maggot)
Lineage: Eukaryota; Metazoa; Arthropoda; Insecta; Diptera; Tephritidae
Exons: 2
Coding region: 176-1108 (310 amino acids)
Source: RefSeq, a predicted model, not a curated record
CAAAACUGCAGAAAGCACAGAAGCUGUUUUGUUCAAAAGUCCACAGAUAUGUACUUCCAUCUCCUUGAGCUAUUUUCUACUUAAUCUAAUCUACACUACUUGUUUACAGCUUCCAGCAGCAGAGAGUAAUAGCCACUGCGAAAAAAAGCUUGUAAAAAUACACAAAUUAUCUUCAAUGUCCAGCAGCAGCAACAGCAUUCGACAUAACAAUAGUAGCAACAAUAGUUAUUACAGCCGCAGCGACCGUGUCAUCAGUAAUCGCAUGAGUAGAGUAACUGCUGCGCAUGCGCAACCUGAUCUCCGCAUUAGACGCGUUUCACUACUCUCAAUCAUAUCAAAGCUGCUGCUGCAAUGCAUUUUAAUGGUAAUUGUAAUAACUUGCGCAGCUACGAGACUCGGCGCACAUGCACAAGGUCAAAUUACAGUGGAUGAUGACUUUCAACGAUUGUUGGGCAGGUGCAAAAUGGGCAGCACCGAAUUUGAUGAUUGCAUGAAGGAGGUAUUCAAUGAUUUGCGCGCCUAUUUUCCGACUGGUGUUCCCGCCUACAACAUUAAGCCUUUCGAUCCUCAUCGUUCACCUUUUGUGGAGUUGCGACGCGGCGAUCAAAGCGGCUUCGGUGGUUUUAAACUAAUUUUGCGCAACAUUUCCGAAUACGGCUGGGCGCAAUCGGAGGUUACUAAAUACCGCACAGACUAUGCGAAUAAGCGCAUCAUCUAUGCCCAAUAUUUUCCAGAAAAAAGUUUAGAAGGUUGGUAUGAGUUUUCUGGUAAAAUACUUGGCACACAAAUGAAGCGAAGCGGCUUUUGGAAUAUGACACUAUACGAUUACAGCCAGACGACUAGCGUGCGACGGCUUGGUGCACCCGGUGCGUUGUUGAAAGUACGUGUGGAAAUCGAUCGGAUCGGUGGCUUAAAAAUGCAUGUCGCUAAUGCGUUAGCACAGGGACGGGAGCGUUUGGAUAAUUUUGCUGAUGGUGUCAUAAAUAGCAUGUGGCCUAUUGGCUUCCCCGUUAUUAAGCCUAUUAUAAAUGAAUUGGUCAGUAGUGCAUUUACCGACAUAUUCAAUGAAUCAUUUCGCAAGUUUCCUAUAGCGAAAUUUUUAAGUUGAUGCCACGUGUGUUUGUGUGCCUAAAAUAUUUGUUAUCCGAAUUGUUGUUACAUAUUGUAUUAUACGAUCUAUUGUUUCGUUGGCUUACUUUUAGUGUGCUAGUUGAUUUACAUGAUUAAAAAAUGUAUGUAUGUAAGUGUUUAUGUUUGAUAUAACACUUAAUUUAGGUUUAGGAAAAAGAUAAAAAAAA